Clunio marinus is the source of this 12427-nucleotide messenger RNA. Lineage: Eukaryota; Metazoa; Arthropoda; Insecta; Diptera; Chironomidae. The record is from the annotation of a GenBank genome assembly.
UCACCGGAAGAUCUUAUCGCCGCCUUUCCUAUCGCAAAACUUCAAUCAUUAAAUCAGAAGAUCAACAAUCCUCGAUGGGUUGUUCCUGUUCUACCCGAUCAAGAGCUUGAAUGUCUUCUGAAUUAUGCCAUUAAAUUAUCACAAGCUGGUGUUGAUUAUGACUGUGAGCCUUGUGUUCGCUUUUAUCGUGAAGGUUUAACAAUUUCCUUCACAAAAAUUCUCACUGAUGAUGCUGUUAACUCGUGGAAAGUUAACAUUCAUAGCAACAUAUUAGUGUUGUGUGGAAAACUCUUGCAUUUGUGUGCACUUCAUUUAAAGAUUGACAAUUUAUGUCUUCUUGACUUACUGGCUAUUGUCUUCGAUCCGGAGAAUAAAUUUCAUACACACAAUGCAGCAAGACAAUCGGAAUUGUUUUCAGUGCAAGGUUCAACAACUGAAGGCUUGUGGGGAACAUUGUUAGAUAAUCAAGUGUUUGCAAAGUCACCACCAGAGCCACGUCAACCUCGUGGAUGGCUCAUAGAUCUCAUCAAUCGUUUUGGACAAUUGGGUGGCUUUGAUAACUUUCUCGAACGGUUCAAUGCUGGAAUAUCUUUGAUAAAGAAACGAUCAUCAACACCAGCUGAUGAAAUUGCUGAUAUUCCUCAGACAUCAUCUGGUUGUACAUCGUCGCUAAGUUUAAGCGAUGAGACAUCGAAAAUGAAGACGUCAACAAUAUCAUCAGGUGGAACAAGCACAAGCACGAGUUUAAUGCUUGAAGAUAACAGCAAGCUCACAUUACCAGCAAUUUAUCUUCUUCUACGUCCAUUUGGUCAAUGUCAUGAUUUAUUAACACCGAAAACCAUUGAAAAAUACUUCCAACCAUUGUGGGAACCUUUAAUUGAAAUUCUUGACAAUCUAAGUGAUGAUGAAUUGAAACGUGAUGCAAAGCUUGAAGGAAAGAAUGAUAUUGUUAAUGGAAUCAUAAAAUUCUCAAGACUUCUUAUCGCUCACAGUCUGAAUGUGGAAAAUAUUAUAAAAGAUUUGGAAAUGUGUCGUUUGAAGAUAAUUUUGCGUGUUAUUCAAAUUUCAAGUUGCAAUGGAAAGAUGAAUGCUUUGAAUGAGAUCAAUAUUGAGUUAUCAAAACAAAUUUGGCAAUGUUUGGCUGUUAAUGCUGCUUUUCCAAGUGACCGUGAAGAAUGCUUCCGUUGGUUUGGAAAGUUGAUGGGCGAUGAACCAGAUCUUGAUCCGGGAAUAAAUAAAGAAUUCUUUGAAAUGAAUAUCUUACGAUUAGAUCCACAACUUUUGACCGAAAGUGGCAUAAAAUGCUUUGAGCGAUUUUUUAAAGCUGUUAAUUCUAAAGAAGAGAAACUUAAAGCAAAACAUCGCGGUUAUGUGAUUGACGAUGAAGAUUUAAUUGGAAAAGAUUAUUUAUGGCAAGUGAUAACAGUGAGUGGUGAAGAGAUAGCUUAUAAAGCCAUAGAACUUCUGAAAGAAGUUUCAACAGCACUUGGGCCGCGUCUUCAGGAAAACAUUGGAGAAUUUCAUGAGAAUUUCAUCAGCGAUUGUUGUGAUAAAAUCAAGAUUGCUUACGACAACAUAAGUGUCAUGGGAAAAGCAAUGAAAGAGUCAACAAAAGAUCAUCAAGAGCUUGAGAAUCGUCAAAUGAUUGAAGCUGAUAAAAUUUGUCGAAUUCUUCGUGUGAUGCAAGAAUAUAUAAAAGAAUGUGAUCGUGUCUUUACUGGUGAACGUCAAAAUCUUAGCUUAAGUCGAGCAUCGUGUGAUAAACACAUUUGCUUAUACAUUCGCUUUCAAACAAAUGGACGUCAAUUGGAAGAUAUUGAAGUUACAACACAUACAAACGAGACUGUCAUUUCAUUUAAGAGAAAUUUAUUGAAGAGAUUGAGAGGAUCAUCUAUCAAUAACAUAAAAAUUGAUUUGUUUAAUAACAAUGGUGAAUUAAUUGAGAUAAGUGAUGAUCGUUAUCCAUUAUCAACAUACAACAUUCGAGAUAAGACGGUAAUAAAUGUAAAGCUAUCACCAAUGGGGACAGCAUUAGCAAGUUCACCUGAUAGUUCGAGUGAUAGUUCAACAGGAUCACCACCAAGACCAUGUCCUGAUAUGCAACGACCAGAAUCAGAAGCGACACUUCCUGGCGUCAUCAUCUCGUCGAAAAAUCAAUAUUUGGAAUUUUUCCUUAAACUUCAUCAACUUGGCAGUGAUUUACAACACAAUGCACUUCGUGAGUGUGCUCGAACACUUUUGCAUUUACUUCCAUUAGAUAGCACGACAGUUACACAAAUCCAUCAAAUGUGCAUCAGCAAAUUACUUUGUGACAAAACAAACGUUCAGACAAUCGAAGCAUUGCUACCUGAAUCGAUGUUUUUAUCAGCUGAUGCAGCUCAUGUUUUGUAUAAUCUUGAAGUGCUACAAGCAUUGUUAAUGCCAGCAUUGGAUCCACAUGGUGAAAGUACAAUGAGACUUCAAUUAGCAUGGCUUCAUUCGGGAGUCGCUCAUUUCAUUUUGGAUCUUCUUACGAAAAAUAAUUUCAUGCCAAAAGCUGACAUGCAUUGUAAGCGUGCUGCUUAUCAAUGUGUAUUAAAAUUGGUGAAACUCUUUCUCUUCAUUCUCGGUUUUGUAUUGAGUCGUGUUGGCGAUGAACCGAUUUCUUCGAAUCAUGCUGAAAAGAGUCGAAGUCAAGUUGAAAUUCUCAAACAAACCAUCACAACAAUUGUUUGUAAUUCUGACCAUACAAUGCGAGCGAUCGUUUCAAAACUAGCACAAAGUAUCAGCGAUGAGAUGCUUAGUGAAUCACCAGAAGAAGCUUUAGAAGUUUUGUGCUUUAGUCUGGUGCUGAAUCAUAAUGGAUAUGAAGCUUUAAGUUCCGAUCCAAAUUGGUCGAAAUUCUUAAUAUCUCUCGUUCUUGUUAAUGGAUCACGACACAUAAGACAAACAGCGAGUGAACAGAUUUUCUAUACAUGCACAUAUUGCACAGCUGAUCGUCGUCCAUUUACGUUUAUGGUUAAAUUAAUGGUUGAGACACUUAAAACAAAUGUCACGGAAUAUUCAUCAACAUGUAGUGAAUUCUUUGCAUUGUUCUGUCGUAUUCUAAAGUUUGGUUGCAACUACAAUGGACCUUUGAAUAUUUGUGAUAAUCUUUUGAUGCAGGAAAUCGAAUGGAUUCGUUCGAUACGUGACAAUGUGAAGCAAACGGGCGAGACUGGUGUUCACGAUGAGCUUUUAGAAGGACGACUUAACCUGACCAAAGAACUUAUGGCUUAUUUGAGUUAUGAAGUCAAACCUCAACUUAAUAAUCUCAUCAUAGAACUCGUUGAUGACUUCAUCUUUCCAGCUUCCAAACAGUAUUUACAUUAUCGUCGUAAUGGUCAACUGUUGGAUCUCAAUGCACCGCCACCUGUGUGUCGCAAUCCACACACAAUAUCUGCUGCAUGUGAUUUAUUGGUUGCUUUAUGCACCAAUUCUGUGCCGAAUAUGAAAUUGCUUGUUAACACACUGUUGGAUAUGUUUUGUUUUGAAAUUGAGCCUUUACAAGAAUGGGAAUAUCUUCCACCAGUUGGACCACGUCCAAAAGGUGGAUUUAGUGGUUUAAAGAAUGCUGGUGCAACAUGUUACAUGAAUUCAGUAAUUCAACAACUUUUUAUGGUUCCAUCGAUUCGUUUGGGAAUUUUAAACGCAAGUGGUGCUUGUACAGAUCCGAAUGAAGACUUUAGUGGCGAGUUAGAUAAUCGAAUCGUAAACGAUUUACAAAAUGACGAUGGAAAUGGAAGACGAAACUAUCAUAUUGGAAUCUUAAAAUAUGUGCAAGCUAUUUUUGCUCAUCUUGGUCAUAGUGUUCAUCAAUUUUAUAUUCCGCGUGGCCUGUGGGGUCAUUUCAAACUUCAAGGUGAACCUGUUAACUUGAGAGAGCAACAAGAUGCUGUAGAAUUCUUCAUGUCGUUAUUUGAGAGUUUAGAUGAAGGUUUAAAAGCAUUGGGACAUCCACAAUUAAUGGGAGCAACUCUUGGUGGUUGUUUCAGUGAUCAAAAGAUUUGUCAAGAAUGUCCACAUCGGUACUCAAAAGAAGAACCAUUCAGUGUAUUCAGCAUCGAUAUUAGAAAUCACAGUUCGCUUACUGACUCACUCGAGCAAUAUGUUAAAGGAGAAUUAUUAGAAGGCGCUGAUGCUUAUCAUUGCGAUAAAUGUGAUAAAAAAAUCGUCACUGUUAAAAGAAUGUGUGUGAGAAAAUUACCGCCAGUUCUUGCAAUUCAACUUAAACGCUUCGAAUAUGACUACGAGCGAGUUUGUGCCAUAAAGUUUAAUGAUUACUUUGAAUUCCCUCGUUGGUUAGAUAUGGAACCAUACACAGUUAAGGGAUUGGCAAAACUUGAAGGUGAAAAUGCUGACAUUGAUGAAGGUGAAGAUGAAAUGCAACCAACAAAAUACCAACUGACUGGCAUAGUCGUUCAUAGUGGUCAAGCAUCUGGGGGUCAUUAUUACAGCUACAUCCUUCAUAAAAAUGAAAGUGGCAACGAACAGUGGUACAAGUUUGACGAUGGUGAAGUAACUGAAUGUAAAAUGCAUGAAGAUGAAGAACUCAAAGCGCAAUGUUUUGGUGGUGAUUACAUGGUGCAAGGUUCAACAACUGAAGGCUUGUGGGGAACAUUGUUAGAUAAUCAAGUGUUUGCAAAGUCACCACCAGAGCCACGUCAACCUCGUGGAUGGCUCAUAGAUCUCAUCAAUCGUUUUGGACAAUUGGGUGGCUUUGAUAACUUUCUCGAACGGUUCAAUGCUGGAAUAUCUUUGAUAAAGAAACGAUCAUCAACACCAGCUGAUGAAAUUGCUGAUAUUCCUCAGACAUCAUCUGGUUGUACAUCGUCGCUAAGUUUAAGCGAUGAGACAUCGAAAAUGAAGACGUCAACAAUAUCAUCAGGUGGAACAAGCACAAGCACGAGUUUAAUGCUUGAAGAUAACAGCAAGCUCACAUUACCAGCAAUUUAUCUUCUUCUACGUCCAUUUGGUCAAUGUCAUGAUUUAUUAACACCGAAAACCAUUGAAAAAUACUUCCAACCAUUGUGGGAACCUUUAAUUGAAAUUCUUGACAAUCUAAGUGAUGAUGAAUUGAAACGUGAUGCAAAGCUUGAAGGAAAGAAUGAUAUUGUUAAUGGAAUCAUAAAAUUCUCAAGACUUCUUAUCGCUCACAGUCCGAAUGCAGAAAAUAUUAUAAAAGAUUUGGAAAUGUGUCGUUUGAAGAUAAUUUUGCGUGUUCUUCAAAUUUCAAGUUUCAAUGGAAAGAUGAAUGCAUUGAAUGAGAUCAAUAAAGUGUUGAGUUAUGUCAGUUACUAUCCACAUCGUCCUCAAUCAGAUGAUGAAGGUGACACAUUAACAGCUGAGAAAAUGGCAAAAUGGAUUAAAGACACUGACGUUCUGGGAAUUGUUUUAAAAGAUUCAUUGCAUCAACCACAAUAUGUUGAGAAACUUGAGAAGAUUUUACGGUUUCUUAUUAAAGAAAAAACACUGACACUUGACGAUUUAGCUGCUGUAUGGCGAGCACAAGCUGGAAAACAUGAAGCGAUUGUUAAGAAUGUUCAUGAUUUAUUAGCGAAACUUGCAUGGGAUUUUAAUGCUGAACAGUUGGAUUAUCUUUUCGAAUGCUUUCAGACGAGCAUGAAAACAGCCAACAAAAAACAACGCGAAAGACUGUUAGAAUUAAAUCGUCGCUUAGCGGAAGACGACAAAAAUGGUGUAAUGGCUGAUAAAGUUUUGAAACUCUUCUGGUCGUUAGCUCACAGUCCCGACAUACCACCGGAAGUUCUCGAUCAAGCUUUAGCAUCACAUGUAAAGAUUCUCGACUACAGCUGCUCGCAAGACAAAGACGCUCAAAAGCCGGUAUGGUUAAAUAAAUGUGUCGAGGAAUUAAAAGUCGGUAAUGACGAAUGGGCAUUGCCAGCUCUUCGUUUAAUUCGGGAAAUUUGUUGUCUUUAUGAGCCAACACCAAGUCAUGUUCCACGUGCACAUUCAAUGUCAAAUCGACAGCAAGUCAUCGAUCGUUUGCAGAAUGAACAUACUUUAGUGAUUCUGGUGACAAAUAGUUUAACCAAAUAUAUGGAAAGAAUUCGUGACUUAGUUAGAACCAACAAAAAUGCAAAGCCAAUGGAAAUAAUGCUAGAUAAACGUUAUCCACAUCCGCAACAGAUUCAAGAGCGUCUUGACUUCUUAAAGUUUCUUCUCAAAGAUGGACAAUUGUGGCUUUGUGCCGAUCAAGCAAAGCAAAUUUGGCAAUGUUUGGCUGUUAACGCAGCUUUUCCAAGUGAUCGUGAAGAAUGCUUCCGUUGGUUUGGAAAGUUGAUGGGCGAUGAACCAGAUCUUGAUCCGGGAAUAAAUAAAGAAUUCUUUGAAAUGAAUAUCUUACGAUUAGAUCCACAACUUUUGACCGAAAGUGGCAUAAAAUGCUUUGAGCGAUUUUUUAAAGCUGUUAAUUCCAAAGAAGAGAAACUUAAAGCAAAACAUCGCGGUUAUGUGCUUGACGACGAAGAUUUAAUUGGAAAAGAUUAUUUAUGGCAAGUGAUAACAGUGAGUGGUGAAGAGAUAGCUUAUAAAGCCAUAGAACUUCUGAAAGAAGUUUCAACAGCACUUGGGCCGCGUCUUCAGGAAAACAUUGGAGAAUUUCAUGAGAAUUUCAUCAGCGAUUGUUGUGAUAAAAUCAAGAUUGCUUACGACAACAUAAGUGUCAUGGGAAAAGCAAUGAAAGAGUCAACAAAAGAUCAUCAAGAGCUUGAGAAUCGUCAAAUGAUUGAAGCUGAUAAAAUUUGUCGAAUUCUUCGUGUGAUGCAAGAAUAUAUAAAAGAAUGUGAUCGUGUCUUUACUGGUGAACGUCAAAGUCUUAGCUUAAGUCGAGCAUCGCGUGGUAAACACAUUUGCUUAUACAUUCGCUUUCAAACAAAUGGACGUCAAUUGGAAGAUAUUGAAGUUACAACACAUACAAACGAGACUGUCAUUUCAUUUAAGAGAAACUUAUUGAAGAGAUUGAAAGGAUCAUCUAUCAAUAACAUAAAAAUUGAUUUGUUUAAUAACAAUGGUGAAUUAAUUGAGAUAAGUGAUGAUCGUCAUCCAUUAUCAACAUAUAACAUUCGAGAUAAGACGGUAAUAAAUGUGAAGCUAUCACCAAUGGGGACAGCAUUAGCAAGUUCACCUGAUAGUUCGAGUGAUAGUUCAACAGGAUCACCACCAAGACCAUGUCCUGAUAUGCAACGACCAGAAUCAGAAGCGACACUUCCUGGCGUCAUCAUCUCGUCGAAAAAUCAAUAUUUGGAAUUUUUCCUUAAACUUCAUCAACUUGGCAGUGAUUUACAACACAAUGCACUUCGUGAGUGUGCUCGAACACUUUUGCAUUUACUUCCAUUAGAUAGCACGACAGUUACACAAAUCCAUCAAAUGUGCAUCAGCAAAUUACUUUGUGACAAAACAAACGUUCAGACAAUCGAAGCAUUGCUACCUGAAUCGAUGUUUUUAUCAGCUGAUGCAGCUCAUGUUUUGUAUAAUCUUGAAGUGCUACAAGCAUUGUUAAUGCCAGCAUUGGAUCCACAUGGUGAAAGUACAAUGAGACUUCAAUUAGCAUGGCUUCAUUCGGGAGUCGCUCAUUUCAUUUUGGAUCUUCUUACGAAAAAUAAUUUCAUGCCAAAAGCUGACAUGCAUUGUAAGCGUGCUGCUUAUCAAUGUGUAUUAAAAUUGGUGAAACUCUUUCUCUUCAUUCUCGGUUUUGUAUUGAGUCGUGUUGGCGAUGAACCGAUUUCUUCGAAUCAUGCUGAAAAGAGUCGAAGUCAAGUUGAAAUUCUCAAACAAACCAUCACAACAAUUGUUUGUAAUUCUGACCAUACAAUGCGAGCGAUCGUUUCAAAACUAGCACAAAGUAUCAGCGAUGAGAUGCUUAGUGAAUCACCAGAAGAAGCUUUAGAAGUUUUGUGCUUUAGUCUGGUGCUGAAUCAUAAUGGAUAUGAAGCUUUAAGUUCCGAUCCAAAUUGGUCGAAAUUCUUAAUAUCUCUCGUUCUUGUUAAUGGAUCACGACACAUAAGACAAACAGCGAGUGAACAGAUUUUCUAUACAUGCACAUAUUGCACAGCUGAUCGUCGUCCAUUUACGUUUAUGGUUAAAUUAAUGGUUGAGACACUUAAAACAAAUGUCACGGAAUAUUCAUCAACAUGUAGUGAAUUCUUUGCAUUGUUCUGUCGUAUUCUAAAGUUUGGUUGCAACUACAAUGGACCUUUGAAUAUUUGUGAUAAUCUUUUGAUGCAGGAAAUCGAAUGGAUUCGUUCGAUACGUGACAAUGUGAAGCAAACGGGCGAGACUGGUGUUCACGAUGAGCUUUUAGAAGGACGACUUAACCUGACCAAAGAACUUAUGGCUUAUUUGAGUUAUGAAGUCAAACCUCAACUUAAUAAUCUCAUCAUAGAACUCGUUGAUGACUUCAUCUUUCCAGCUUCCAAACAGUAUUUACAUUAUCGUCGUAAUGGUCAACUGUUGGAUCUCAAUGCACCGCCACCUGUGUGUCGCAAUCCACACACAAUAUCUGCUGCAUGUGAUUUAUUGGUUGCUUUAUGCACCAAUUCUGUGCCGAAUAUGAAAUUGCUUGUUAACACACUGUUGGAUAUGUUUUGUUUUGAAAUUGAGCCUUUACAAGAAUGGGAAUAUCUUCCACCAGUUGGACCACGUCCAAAAGGUGGAUUUAGUGGUUUAAAGAAUGCUGGUGCAACAUGUUACAUGAAUUCAGUAAUUCAACAACUUUUUAUGGUUCCAUCGAUUCGUUUGGGAAUUUUAAACGCAAGUGGUGCUUGUACAGAUCCGAAUGAAGACUUUAGUGGCGAGUUAGAUAAUCGAAUCGUAAACGAUUUACAAAAUGACGAUGGAAAUGGAAGACGAAACUAUCAUAUUGGAAUCUUAAAAUAUGUGCAAGCUAUUUUUGCUCAUCUUGGUCAUAGUGUUCAUCAAUUUUAUAUUCCGCGUGGCCUGUGGGGUCAUUUCAAACUUCAAGGUGAACCUGUUAACUUGAGAGAGCAACAAGAUGCUGUAGAAUUCUUCAUGUCGUUAUUUGAGAGUUUAGAUGAAGGUUUAAAAGCAUUGGGACAUCCACAAUUAAUGGGAGCAACUCUUGGUGGUUGUUUCAGUGAUCAAAAGAUUUGUCAAGAAUGUCCACAUCGGUACUCAAAAGAAGAACCAUUCAGUGUAUUCAGCAUCGAUAUUAGAAAUCACAGUUCGCUUACUGACUCACUCGAGCAAUAUGUUAAAGGAGAAUUAUUAGAAGGCGCUGAUGCUUAUCAUUGCGAUAAAUGUGAUAAAAAAAUCGUCACUGUUAAAAGAAUGUGUGUGAGAAAAUUACCGCCAGUUCUUGCAAUUCAACUUAAACGCUUCGAAUAUGACUACGAGCGAGUUUGUGCCAUAAAGUUUAAUGAUUACUUUGAAUUCCCUCGUUGGUUAGAUAUGGAACCAUACACAGUUAAGGGAUUGGCAAAACUUGAAGGUGAAAAUGCUGACAUUGAUGAAGGUGAAGAUGAAAUGCAACCAACAAAAUACCAACUGACUGGCAUAGUCGUUCAUAGUGGUCAAGCAUCUGGGGGUCAUUAUUACAGCUACAUCCUUCAUAAAAAUGAAAGUGGCAACGAACAGUGGUACAAGUUUGACGAUGGUGAAGUAACUGAAUGUAAAAUGCAUGAAGAUGAAGAACUCAAAGCGCAAUGUUUUGGUGGUGAUUACAUGGGUGAAGUUUAUGAUAAUAAUCUCAAACGAAUGCAAUUUCGAAGACAAAAACGAUGGUGGAAUGCUUACAUGUUGUUCUACACUCGUAUUGAUCACAAUCAAACUGUUUACAAGUCUUGCAAUGAACAAUUGUCAUUAGCUGAAAGUAAGAAUUGUAUUCUACCAAUGCCAGCACCGAUUGAGAAAAGUGUACGCUUUCAAAACAUUCGCUUCUUACACGCACGAAGUCUUUUCUCAGCUGAAUUUUUUGCUUUCAUUCGUAAUCUUGUAAGUUGUUGUGUACCAACAACAAAAAUCGAAAAGAUGUCACCUACAACCGAAGAACUUUCACUUCUUUCUAUUCAACUUGCAUCACAAUUUCUAUUUCAAUUCGGAUUUCGAACGAAGAAAACUUUACGUGGAGCUGCAAUUGAGUGGUAUGAUGAUGACAUGUGGUUUGAAGCUAUCACACCACAUAUUCGCCACUCAGCUGUCGUUCGUCGUUGGUUCGCACAAAAUGCUCUCUUAGCACCACAAGGUCGUCUUGCUGAAUACAUUCUCGUUGCAUCAUCGCUUGAUAUUCGAGCAGUGUUUGUAAAGAUUAUCGUCUUCUUCUGUCAUUUUGCUAGUCAAGACGAACCAUUACCAAACAGUGAUGGCUCAAAUUUAUGUGAGCAAGUGUUGCUUUCUGUGUUGGGGUUGCUGAUGUGUGAAGCAGCUGAUUAUGGGAAACAUUUACCUCAUUUCUUCAAUUUGUUUGUGACGUAUGCAUUGCUGGGUGUUCACGAACGACAUCAAUUGUUGAAGCUCAAUGUUCCAGCAAUCUUCAUGAGAGUAGCAUUAGAUGAAGGUCCUGGACCGCCAAUAAAAUAUCAAUAUCCAGAAUUGAACAAACUUCAUCAAUGUGUAUCGAUUCUUGUUCGUGCUAGCGACAUUUCGUCACGUUGUCAAAGCUCAAAUGCAUCUAUUCCAUUGAAACCGAAUAUUUAUGUUGAUCCAAAAGUUCCACAUGAUCAGUUAUUACCAUUAACGUCAGAAGCUGAAGAAUUAUUGUUAAGUCGAACAAGUUACAUCAAGAAACUUAUUGAAGAUACAAAUGUUGGUGAAGAUGGACUUAAAUUAUUGCAGUAUUGCAGUUGGGAGAAUCCACAUUUCUCUCAAGCACUUCUCACGGAACUUUUAUGGCAUUGUGGUUUUGCAUAUUGGCAUGAUAUGCGUCAUCAUACAGAUCUUUUGCUUCACAUUUUGCUAAUUGAAGAUUCCUGGCAACAUCAUCGAAUACAUAAUGCUUUAAUGGGUGUAUCUGGAGAUCGUGAAGGGUUACUCGAUACAAUUCAACGAAAUCGGUUGAACUACCAAAAGCGAGCUUAUCAGUGCAUCAAAUGUCUUGUUCAUUUGUUCCGUAAGAGCCAAGUUGCCCUCAAUAUGCUUCAUGCAAAUCAAGAAAUAUAUCAGGCAUGGACGAAUGCAGUCGAAUGGCUUCACGAUGAACUUGAUCGACAACGCGGUGUCGCUAGUCAAUAUAAUUACAGCUCAUGGUCACCGCCAGCUCAAUCCAAUGAGAAUACAAACAGUUUCAUUCUCGAACGAUCUCAAUCGGCAAAGAAUAUUUUGCAAAUGGCAAUCGAGUUAUGUCCUGAAGAGGAACAAGAAGAACCAAAUGAUUCCGAAAUCGAGCCAAGUGAAGAAUUUCAACAACAGAAAGUCACCAAGGAAGCUGUCGAAGCAUCUGACGAAGAGGCUGUGAAUAAAGCUGCAAAGAAAAUUGACACAAUGCGAAUAGGUCCGCGGCAGGAACACGAAAUGGAAGAGAUAACUAGAUCACCAAAAGCUCUGAUACUCACUAAAGAGACUCCCGAUCAGAAAAAGGAAGAUACAAAUAAUUCUGCAGGAGAUUUCGUUCAUCCUGAUGAUCAUCACGAUCCAGAAAAUGUCGUUCCAGGAAAAAUCGCCAACAUUCAACCAUCUGCGCCAAUCCAAUCGGGAACACAAAAGUCAUAGGUCAAAGCGACGUAAGAUGAAACAAAAGCAAAAAAAAAAGAAUGAAAAUAAUUAAUUAAUUUAAAAAUAUGCGCUUAAUCAUUGCAUUUUGAUUAAGCUGUCAAGAUUUCUUUAUGAACUUGUUCUUUCACAGAUUUUUACAAACAAAAGAUAAAAAUGAAAAAUAAUCAAAUUAUAAACUAAUGAAUGAAUAAAUGAAAUCAAAAGAGGAGUAAUAAUAAAAGAAAAUAAAUAAAAAUUUGCAUUAUUAUCUUAGAUAAGAAACGUAUGAAAAUUGAUUGAUGAUGAUGAGAGCCUCCCUCACAUUAAUGGAGUAAUAAUUAUUUCCUGAGACUCGAGAUUAAAGAAAAGCAAAGAUUUUUUUAAGUUUCGUUGAAAUUUAGAGUUUAGAAAGACUUUCCUCGUCAAACUGCGCUUAAUUAUAAAUUAUGAUGGUAAUAAGAAAUAUUUUGCUCUUAACGCUUCUUAUAAAAAUAAUUUUUGGUUCGUUCAACAUUUUAAACAAGGAAAAGAUUCGAAUGAUAUGAAAACUGUGAGAAAUUUUAAUAUUUCAUCAUCACUAAGAAGAAAUCGCAGGAUAUUUAAAAUUUUCUUUCUCAAAUGAUAAGAAGAGAGAUAAAAAAAAUCAUUGAAAUGCAAAUUUAUUUACGCAAAAAGUCAAACAUGGUAAUCCAAAUGAUUUUUUUAAUUUAGUUAAAAUUGAUGCAAAAACAUUAAAACCUGG